UUUGCAGUGGACAGGAAGUUUGGCGAACCAUCCGCUGGGGUAAAGUAUAUAUAAGGGCCACUCUACUUCACGAAUCGAGCGUGAAUUGCAGCCUGACAAUGAUGAAGCUGAAGUCCACACUUUUACUGGUCGUUUGCGCUCUGCUCGCCAAUGCAGCCGCAGCACCUAAUAAACAGAAAAAGAGAGGACACGCCGCCAAUGUUCAACAAGGGCCUCCCGGAGGAGCUGGAGGUGAUACUGCUGGCGCUGGAACUGACGAGGAAUCAGGAUUUUCCGGACCAGGUGACCAACCAGGUGGUGGCAGCGACGGCGGUGGAAGCGGCGGUGGAAGCAACAGUGGAAGCGGCGAGGGUCAACGACAAGGUCAGCGCAGACAAAGAGGACCUCGACCUCCACCUCCUCCAAUGGGAGGUUCAGGUGGCGCUCCCUGGGACAACCUCCCAAGCAACCAAGAUCCAACAGGUACAAAUGGAUCUCCUUCUGACGCUGUUGUCGGCGGAGGUAGCGCUGGUAGCGGUGUUCCUUCAGGUGUUGGGCCUGCCGGUGAUACUGUCAAAGCUUCUGCGCCUCAAACGGUAAAAUUAAACAAAAAGCAAAAAGCAGCCAACGUCAAGAACUCAGCUUCAAACACAAAAAACGCCAAUGGUAAAAAUAUCAAGUCUCAAGCAAACAAAAAACACGUUAACAAGAGCAAUAAUCCAUCUGGAUAAACCUUGAAGGCUUUUCGAUGUUGUUUUGCAGAACGCAAUAAAAAUUUCAGAUGCUUGAAAAUAAACUUUUGUUGU
Molecule: messenger RNA, 785 nt
Organism: Neocloeon triangulifer
Lineage: Eukaryota; Metazoa; Arthropoda; Insecta; Ephemeroptera; Baetidae
Exons: 2
Coding region: 99-710 (203 amino acids)
Source: RefSeq, a predicted model, not a curated record